This is a messenger RNA of Syzygium oleosum, 1625 nucleotides long. Its product is annotated as probable polyol transporter 6. Lineage: Eukaryota; Viridiplantae; Streptophyta; Magnoliopsida; Myrtales; Myrtaceae. The record is from RefSeq and is a predicted model, not a curated record. Gene Ontology annotation, biological process: transmembrane transport. Gene Ontology annotation, cellular component: membrane. Bases 57 to 1562 code for a protein of 501 amino acids. The transcript has 2 exons. Gene Ontology annotation, molecular function: carbohydrate transmembrane transporter activity.
GAAGAGAGAGAGAGAGAAGCGGUAGUUGUAGUGAGAGUCAUAAGCAGAAGAUUGCGAUGAGCAUGGAUGAAUUGAGUGAUGGUGGUGGUGAGGCUGAGAAUCUUUCUGGGUUCAACAGAUAUGCCUGUGCUUGUGCCAUCGUUGCUUCCAUGAUCUCCAUCAUUUUUGGCUAUGAUACUGGUGUCAUGAGUGGGGCCAUGAUUUUCAUUAAAGAGGACCUCAAGAUAAACGACACGCAGGUUGAAUUCCUAGCCGGAAUCCUAAACAUUUGUGCCCUUGUGGGCGCCCUCAUCGCCGGAAGAACGUCUGACUACAUUGGCCGCCGUUACACCAUCGUUCUCGCCUCCGUCAUCUUCUUACUCGGUUCAGUCCUAAUGGGCUAUGGGCCAUCCUAUGCGAUCUUGAUGACGGGACGGUGCAUCACUGGCGUCGGGGUCGGCUUCGCCCUUAUGAUUGCGCCUGUCUACUCUGCAGAAAUCUCCUCCGCCACGCAUCGAGGAUUCUUAACCUGUUUGCUAGAUAUAGCCAUAAGCCUAGGGAUCUUGCUCGGCUAUGUAUCGAAUUACUUCUUCGCGAAAUUGACCCUAAAGCUGGGGUGGAGGAUGAUGCUAGGUGUUGCAGCGAUCCCUUCCCUCGCCCUGGCAUUCUGGAUCCUUAAGAUGCCCGAAUCGCCGAGGUGGUUGGUAUUGCAAGGCCGGCUGGCCGAGGCAAAAAGGGUCUUGCUCCUAGUUUGUAAUUCAGAGCAAGAAGUGGAAACCCGAUUCCAGGACAUAAUAGUAGCAGCCGGGAUGGACGAGAAUCGCAAUGAGGAUGUUGUCGAGCUCGCGAGGAAGACUCGCAGCGAAGGUGUGUGGAAAGAGCUCUUGCUAAGGCCCUCGCCCUCAGUGCGGUGGAUCUUGUUGGCCGCGGUCGGUAUUCAUUUCUUCGCGCAAGCGAUAGGGAUGGUAGCAGUCGUCAUCUACAGCCCACGAAUUUUCAAGAAAGCCGGAGUGACCAGCAAUAAUAGGCUUUUGCUUGCCACGGUUGGGGUUGGCCUCACAAACAUCACAUUCACAACGAUAGCCGCAUUUUUGCUUGACAAAGUUGGUAGGAGGAGAUUGCUCCUAGUUAGCAUAGGAGGGAUCAUCAUCACCCUAACUGGAUUGGGGUUUUGCUUGACAAUGGUGGAGCACGCGAAGGAACAACUCUUGUGGGCUCUCAUCUCGAGCAUCGUGGCCACGUAUGUGUACGUGGCCUUCUUGUCGGUCGGGAUUUCCCCAGUCAUGUGGGUCUAUAGCUCGGAGAUAUUCCCGUUGAAGCUGAGGGCUCAGGGGGUGAGCAUCUGCGUCGCGGUGAACCGGCUCAUGAACGCGGUCGUGUCGAUGAGCUUCCUCUCGAUAUCGAAAGCCAUAACCAUCGGCGGGAGCUUCUUCAUGUUUGCUUGCGUAUCCGUGUUGGCUCUGGGAUUCUUCUAUUUCUUCUUGCCUGAGACGAAGGGCAAGUCCUUGGAAGAGAUUGAGAUGCUCUUCACAAGGAAGAAUAGUAAGGCCAUGAACAAAGGCAUAGAUCCAACCAAUGUCUAGUGUAGACUGUACAACUUGGAUUAGUGUGGUAUAUUAUGCAGCGUAUAUAAUUUGAAAUGUGCA